Molecule: messenger RNA, 1194 nt
Organism: Nicotiana tabacum (common tobacco)
Lineage: Eukaryota; Viridiplantae; Streptophyta; Magnoliopsida; Solanales; Solanaceae
Source: RefSeq, a predicted model, not a curated record
AACCCCCCAAACACACAACACACAAUUCAUAGCAAUUUUGAUAGAGAAAUUCGCAACCCCAAAAAAGCAAUGUUGGAGAGCAGAUUAAUUUCAAUCUUAAGGCGAAACAAAGAUUUGGGUCACAAGAUUUCAUCAAAUCUUGGAAGAUGGGGGUUUACUGCAAUAAAAAUUUCAAAUGAAGCUUCUUUUUCAAUAUUGAAUCAACACAGGCUCUUUUCUACUAUCCCAAAAAUUCAUCCUAUAAGCAGAAGCUCUAUUGCAAGAACCUUUAUUAACUAUGGUUUAAGAUCUUUUCAUCAUCUUAAUCACAAGGGUGUGCAUAGAAUGUCUUUCAGAAAAAUUUCCACAGUGGCAGCUUCUGUAGCUGAAAACAAGGAGGGAUUGAAGUUCCUUGUAACUGCUGGACCCCAUGCCCGGAAAAUGGUUGGCAUAUGGCUUUUUGCAUCUGCUGCUUGGGUCUUCAGUAUGGUUGUGCUUGGUGGUGUCACACGGCUGACACGUUCAGGUCUUUCAAUGACGGAUUGGAAGUUCACCGGGAGCCUUCCUCCUCUAACAGAUGAAGAUUGGUUGAUUGAAUUUGAGAAGUACAAGCAAUCCCCCGAAUACAAACGUGUGAACAAGGGGAUGAACAUUGAGGAUUUCAAGUUCAUAUAUUGGAUGGAAUAUGCACAUCGAAUGUGGGGAAGAGCCCUUGGUAUAAUGUUUGCACUACCAUUCUCAUAUUUUCUUCGUAAGGGAUACAUAACAGUAAGACUUGGACUUAGACUUUCUGGACUCUUUGCUCUUGGUGCUGGACAGGGGCUCAUAGGUUGGUGGAUGGUGAAAAGUGGUUUAGAGGAGCCACCAUCUGAGUAUGUUGAACCAAGAGUAAGCCCUUACCGUCUUGCAGCUCAUCUUACCUCUGCAUUUGCUAUUUAUUGUGGACUCUUCUGGACGGCUCUUUCUGUUGUUAUGCCUGAACCUCCUGCCGAAUCGCUUGCCUAUGUUCGUGGGGCUGCAAAAGUUAAGCGGCUUGCACUUCCUGUGGGCAUCCUUGUCGGAAUUACUGCUAUCUCAGGAGCUUUCGUUGCUGGAAAUGACGCUGGCCGAGCAUUUAAUACUUUUCCAAAGAUGGGAGAUACAUGGAUUCCUGAUGAUAUCUUUAGUAUGAAACCUAUUAUGCGCAACUUCUUUGAGAAUACGGCAACAGUUCAG